Molecule: messenger RNA, 795 nt
Organism: Gordionus sp. m RMFG-2023
Lineage: Eukaryota; Metazoa; Nematomorpha; Gordioida; Chordodea; Parachordodidae
Exons: 3
Coding region: 1-795 (264 amino acids)
Source: RefSeq, a predicted model, not a curated record
AUGGCCGAACGUUUAGUUCGAACUUUUAAACAGAGUAUGAAUAAAAGAAACGAGAGGGAUUUAGAAACCAGCCUAGCUAUUUUUCUCUACAAUUACAGAAAUACACCAGGAACAGAAACACAAAGUCCCGCUGAAAUACUACUAAAAUUUAAACCUAAAGGAUUGUUAGAUCAAAUUUUCGAGCGGGGAAACAAAAAUGAGAAGUUUGAAUACCACAAUCAAAAAUUUCAGAUAAAUGAAAAAGUUUGGUCGCGCCUUUACAAUAAUAAAGAAAAAAAAUGGGGAGAAGCCAUUAUUAAAGGCAUACUCGGAUCACAACGUUAUGAAGUAAGUAUAACGGGUAAUACGAUUAUACGUCAUACGGACCAAUUAAGGAAAAGAACCGAAAAUGUAUUAAUUGAAGAAUACGAAUUAGAAAAGAGUACUGAAGUAGAAGAGAAAACCGAAGAGAUAGUAAACAAAGAGGAUGUAAUAAAAAAUAACGAUGAAAUGAAUUCAAAGGAGAGUGAGGAAGAAACAAGUCAAGAUCGAUAUCCCAAAAGGAUACGAUCGAAACCAGAUCGACUGGGGAUAAAUGAUUAUGUGAAUAUUCAUCACCCCAAAGCUCCAUUGUUCCUCACCAACCCACGUGAUGAUCACGUGUUUUUUUCUAUCACCAAGGAAAACUUAAUUCUCCUGUCAGAAAAUAACUGGCAUUUGAUCUACAACAUGCCCACCCUUCACAAGCCCAGCGUCCCUCUCUCUGUGGUGGUGUUGUAUCGAAUCGCCCCUUAUUGUAUCGAAUCGCCCCUUUGA